Menidia menidia (Atlantic silverside) is the source of this 231-nucleotide messenger RNA. The record is from the annotation of a GenBank genome assembly. Lineage: Eukaryota; Metazoa; Chordata; Actinopteri; Atheriniformes; Atherinopsidae.
AUGCUCGUUGAGAACCACGGGACUCGCUGUCUGGACACCACGCUGGAAACAGCGGUAUGGGCUGAGGAGGAGAAGAAAAGCGAUUUGCUGAUUUGCUGCUUCCGGAGACACAUUAACAUUGCUGUUGCUAGCCUGGCUCCAAUUGAGGCUGAUUGGCCUCCACACCUGCUGGCCGUUAUGCGUCCCGGGGCCUAUAAAGACAGUCUGAAAAGGCUGGGCGGGUCCAUUUAA